AUGCAAAAGUAUGUGGAUGUCAAGUUCGACGGGGACGUGAUCACUGUCACCAUGGUUGACCAGAUGCUAGAUGUAAAGUGGAGGAGUUGGCAGCUGACAUAUACGGGAGGUUAUUUUGCGGAUGCAGAGAAAGCACUCCGUUAUGGCUAUUGGCUUCACAAUCUGAUGAAACUUAUGCAACACAAUACACGAUUCAUACUCGGGACCGAAAAGUCUCCAAUCUACAUGUACGAUCUGACGGCCAACGAUUCAACAGUGGACCGAUCGAAGGAAAACGAAGACCGAAGCGAGGCCCCAUUGAAUAAAUUGGCGCAUGAUGAGAUCGUAAGUCAGCUGAGAAACGACGGUAACGAUCGUGUCAAGAACAGUGUGAUAGCCGAAAUUCAGAACGGUGCAAUCAAACUCACAGUGAGCGCAAACGGGAUAAGUCAACGUUGGUCACAAUGGAAACGUGAACAGGCGAGACAGUAUACCGAUGAGGCGGAAGAAAAACGACGUUACGGUUGCUGGAUAAAUCAAUUUUUGGUUGCAUUAGAAACUGAAUUGGAAUACUAUUUAUUAUUGUCUAAUUAUGCAAAAUCGUUGAAUCAGUUCUCUGAUUUCGGCCCAAACGAUCAUCCGAUCGGAUGUGUGGUUGGUUGUGAAGCUGAUCUCGGGGAGCAAGCAGUGUCAAUUGUCGGAUGA
Messenger RNA from Echinostoma caproni, 684 nucleotides. NCBI's taxonomy places the organism in Eukaryota, Metazoa, Platyhelminthes, Trematoda, Plagiorchiida, Echinostomatidae. The record is from the annotation of a GenBank genome assembly.